Triticum urartu is the source of this 1128-nucleotide messenger RNA. Lineage: Eukaryota; Viridiplantae; Streptophyta; Magnoliopsida; Poales; Poaceae. The record is from RefSeq and is a predicted model, not a curated record.
AUGGAUCUCCCAGACCUCAACUUCACUCCACCUGCAGAAGAUGUGGAUGAAAUGGAUGAAAAUGCAGAAAAUGAAAUGGAAGGACAUGUAGGAGAUGAUAUGGAAGGAGAUGCCGGAGAGGGAAUGGAAGGAGAUGAAAUUGUUCAAAAUCCAGGUGCUGGGCAAGUUGGUAGAAAAAAUAAAACCCUCAAUGACCAGCAAAAAUUUGCUGCUUAUGUAGCAUUGCAUACACUGUGUAUGAGUAGAGGAGGCACUUUUAAGAAAACUGAUACGCAAGAUAUUGCAAAUUUUUUUGGAGUGGGUGUUUGGAAUAUACAAAGAAUUUGGAGGAAAGCAAUGUUGCAAAUUCAACAAGGUCAAGAGGUAGAUGUUGCCGAUCAGAGAAAAGGAAAUUCUGGAAGAAAGCCUAAGGACAUUAACCUAGAAAAAAUCCUAACAAUCCCAUUAAACAGGAGGUCUACUAUUAGAUCACUAGCCUGGCAACUGGGAUGUAGCCCUACUACACUUCAUAGAAAGUUCAUGCUAAAUUUGAUUAGGAGGCAUACAAAUUGUGUGAAGCCGGCUUUAAAGGAAAAGAAUAAGAUGGAUAGGAUGAAUUUUUGUUUGUCGAUGCUUGAUGAGGCAACAACAGCAACUGCGAGGCCUAAGUUCAAGACUAUGCAUAACGUUGUCCAUAUUGACGAGAAGUGGUUUAACAUGACAAAGAAGAAUAGAACAUAUUAUCUGCUGGAUGGGGAGGAAGAGCCUACGAGGCCUAUACACGGCAACUGUAUUGGCAAGGUGAUGUUUUUAACGGCCGUUGCUAGGCCAAGGUGGGACAGCGAAGGAAACGUGACCUUCUCUGGGAAAAUCGGUAUCUGGCCAUUUGUGAAAGAAGUUCCUGCUCAGAGGAGAAGCGACAACAGGCCCAAAGGUACAAUAGAGACAAAGUCAAUAAAGGUCGACAGAAAAGUGAUGAGGGAGUUCCUGAUAGAGAAAGUCUUGCCAGCGAUACAAGCAGUUUGGCCGGGGGGGGAGGAGGCGGCGAUGGCCGCCGUGACCCGGCGCCUGCGAGGGUGGAUGGACCGGAUCCAGGCCUUCGCCCAGGGCGAGGUGGAGGCGAUGCAGGAGCUGGAGCGCGCCGUGUUU